Molecule: messenger RNA, 2091 nt
Organism: Marasmius oreades (fairy-ring Marasmius)
Lineage: Eukaryota; Fungi; Basidiomycota; Agaricomycetes; Agaricales; Marasmiaceae
Gene: HSS1
Product: Homospermidine synthase 1
Exons: 8
Coding region: 47-1999 (650 amino acids)
Biological process (GO): vesicle-mediated transport; protein refolding; cellular response to unfolded protein
Cellular component (GO): cytosol; nucleus; cytoplasm
Molecular function (GO): heat shock protein binding; misfolded protein binding; ATP hydrolysis activity
Source: RefSeq, a predicted model, not a curated record
UUUCUUUCUUUCCUACAUCGAUCUUCUGCAACACUUAGACUAUAUCAUGUCUUCCUCAAAAGCCAUCGGUAUCGAUCUGGGCACAACCUACUCUUGUGUCGGUGUCUGGCAAAAUGACCGAGUUGAAAUCAUCGCCAACGACCAGGGUAACAGAACUACUCCCUCAUAUGUUUCCUUCUCCGAGUCGGACCGUCUCAUUGGAGACGCCGCCAAGAACCAGGUCGCGAUGAAUCCUCAUAACACCGUGUUCGAUGCUAAGCGUCUCAUCGGUCGCAAGUUUGACGACGCAGAGGUUCAGUCUGAUGUCAAACACUUCCCGUUCAAAGUUAUAAGCAAGGGCGGAAAACCUUACAUCGAAGUCGAGUAUCGUGGCGAGAAGAAAGUAUUUUCUCCCGAAGAAAUCUCGUCCAUGGUCCUCUUGAAGAUGAAGGAGACCGCUGAGGCUUACCUCGGGGCCACGAUCAACAACGCUGUCGUCACUGUCCCCGCCUACUUUAACGACUCUCAACGUCAGGCUACUAAGGAUGCCGGAACCAUUUCAGGCAUGAACGUCCUUCGUAUCAUCAACGAACCCACUGCCGCUGCCAUCGCUUACGGUCUUGACAAGAAAGUGUCCGGUGAGCGCAAUGUCCUGAUCUUUGAUCUUGGAGGAGGAACCUUCGACGUUUCCCUCUUGACCAUUGAGGAGGGUAUCUUCGAAGUCAAGGCCACUGCAGGUGAUACUCACCUUGGUGGUGAGGACUUUGAUAACAGACUGGUGAAUCACUUCGUCCAGGAGUUCAAACGCAAGAACAAGAAGGACUUGUCGAGUAACGCUCGUUCUGUCCGUCGUCUCCGUACUGCUUGCGAACGUGCCAAGCGAACCCUCUCUUCCGCCACCCAGACUUCCAUCGAAAUCGACUCCCUGUUUGAGGGUAUCGACUUCUACACCUCUCUCACCCGUGCUCGAUUUGAAGAGCUCUGUCAGGACCUCUUCCGGAGUACCCUCGAGCCUGUCGAGAAGGUUCUGCGUGACUCGAAGAUCGACAAGUCAAACGUUCACGAGAUUGUUCUUGUCGGUGGUUCCACACGUAUUCCCCGUAUCGUCAAACUUGUUUCCGACUUCUUCAAUGGCAAAGAGCCUAACAAGAGUAUCAACCCCGACGAGGCUGUCGCAUAUGGUGCUGCUGUGCAAGCAGCCAUUCUCUCGGGAGAUACUUCAGAAAAGACUCAGGACUUGCUCCUCCUUGAUGUUGCUCCUCUCUCAUUAGGUAUUGAGACUGCCGGUGGUGUUAUGACCCCUCUGAUCAAGCGUAACACUACGGUUCCUACCAAGAAGUCGGAGACUUUCUCCACCUACGCUGACAACCAACCCGGUGUGCUCAUUCAGGUGUACGAGGGUGAACGUGCACGCACGAAGGACAAUAACCUGCUUGGUAAAUUCGAGCUGUCUGGCAUUCCUCCCGCUCCCCGUGGUGUCCCUCAAAUUGAGGUUACCUUCGACAUUGAUGCCAACGGUAUCUUGAACGUGUCGGCUUCUGACAAGACAACCGGUAAAUCUAACCGUAUCACAAUCACCAAUGAUAAGGGUCGUCUGUCCAAGGAAGAGAUUGAGCGUAUGGUCAGCGAGGCCGAGAAGUACAAGGCUGAGGACGAGGCUGCUGCUGCUCGUAUUCAAGCGAAGAACGCCCUCGAGUCAUACACCUACAACCUCCGUAACUCGAUGAACGACGAGAAACUUGCUGACAAAUUUGAACCUGCUGAUAAAUCCAAGCUGGACGCUGCUGUCAACGAGACUAUACAGUGGCUCGACAACUCGCAAGAGGCGUCGAAAGAGGAGUAUGAAGAGAAACAAAAGGAAUUGGAGAGUAUUUCCAACCCUAUCAUGCAGAAACUCUAUGGUGCUGCUGGCGGUGCUGCUGGUGGAUUCCCCGGAGGUGCAGGAGGUGCACCUGGAGGAUUCCCUGGCGGUGCAGCAGAAGGUGCUGAAGAUGGACCCAGCGUCGAGGAGGUUGAUUAAGUUUGAUUGAGCUUUUUGUUGUACUUUUAAUCUGGAUAUUUUUGUUUUUGCAAAAACACGAUGUAUAUUACACCCAAAACGAUUUAUAGAAU